UCACAUUAUUAGAUAAAUGAUAAAUAAAAAUACCAACAUUCUUCAGAAUUUAACCAGUUUUAUUUUAAUAUAUUUUAAGGCGAUUUAGAUUUUAUUGAGUAUACAAAUAUAAUGGCAUCAUUGAAACCAAGAAAUUCUAACGGCAAAAUAUUACUGGAUCAGCUAACCAAAGAGUAUUUUAUUAAAAAUAUUCUUUGGGCUAGAGAAGCCCAAGGAGAAAGUGUUGAAAACUUCGAAUUUAAUAAAGAUCGCUGCCGAGUUUUAUCGCCUAACGAAAAUAUUAAGGAUAAAUCAAAAGGAAUUCUAUACUGGAUGUAUCGAGAUUGCCGCGUCCAGGAUAAUUGGGCUUUGAUUUUUGCUCAAAGAUUAGCUAUAAAGAAGAAGUUACCACUACAUGUUUGUUAUAGCCUUAAAGACGCACAUGAACAAUAUCCAACACAAAGACAUUUCAAUUUUUUUAUUGAAGGUUUAAAGUUUGUUCAAAAAGAAUUUCAACAACUGAAUAUUGGAUUUCAUCUAUUGAAUGUGUCACCAAAGGAAUUAGCAAAAUUAAUUGCUAGCAAUGACAUAGGGGGAGUUGUGUGUGAUUUUAGUCCUCUUAGACACCCAAAAAAGCUCCAAACUGAAUUGUUAAAGAGUCUACAUAAUGAAAUACCAGUAGUACAAGUAGAUGCCCAUAAUAUUGUACCUGUAUGGAUCGCAUCAGACAAACAGGAGGGCAUGGCUAAAUUUCUGCGUCCUAAAAUAUCAAAAAAUCUAGAUGAAUAUCUCACGGGAUUCCCAAAUAUAUCUAAACACAAAUAUUCAGGAAAACUAAAUUUACAAAAUGAAAUUGAACUUGACCAGGCUGUAAACUACUACACUCCAAAGUACGAUGUACCUGAAAUAAAAUGGGGCGAUGGUCCAGGUCCUGAAGCAGGGCUUACUAUGUUACGUAAAUUUAUCGUAGAGAAUUUAAGAGAAUAUGGAAAUACAAGCAAUGAUCCGUCCAAAGAUAAUACUUCAAAGCUAUCUCCAUGGAUCAAUUUUGGACAAAUAAGUGCCCAAAGAUGUGCCUUAGAAGUAAAGAGUGUUAGUUCACUUUUCAAGGAACAAUGUGAUAAGUAUUUAGAAGAGCUUAUAGUACGAAGGGAGCUGACGGAUAACUUUUGUUAUUAUAACAGCAACUACGACAAUCUAAAUGGAGCCGCUAAAUGGGCCCAAGAAACGUUGAAAGUACAUAGUAAGGACAAAAGAACUUGGACAUAUACAAGAAAACAGCUCGAAAACGCUGAGACACACGAUGAAAUGUGGAACGCUGCACAGUUACAAGCCCACCAAGAGGGUAAAAUUCAUGGAUAUAUGCGCAUGUAUUGGUGCAAGAAAAUUUUAGAAUGGACCGAAUCCCCUGAACAAGCCAUCGAAUAUGGAUUAUGGCUUAAUGACACAUUUUGUCUAGAUGGGACUGACCCUAACGGAUAUGUAGGUGUGAUGUGGUCAAUAUGUGGAAUACACGAUCAAGGCUGGAAGGAACGAGAAAUUUUCGGAAAAAUUCGCUACAUGGUUGAUUACAGUUUAAGAAGAAAAUUUAACAUGGAUGCGUAUUGCGCUAGAUAUGGACGGAAAAUACUGACAGAUUCAAAAAGGAAAAGGGAUGCAAGUAGUGGCAGUGAUGACAAAAAAGGAAAAAACAAGAAAAAAGCGCGUUAAUAGGAAAUAUUAGUUAAACUUAAAUUACUGUGUUGAUUUCAUGGCUUUAAGAUACUUAAUUUUAACAAAAUCAAUGGGAAAAUCCCAGUAGCUGGCUGUAUACCAUAAUUAAAAAUCAUACAGAACAAGUAAAAUCUUCGUUUGUACAAUGGUAUAAAAAGUUUAUUGAAAAACUAUUAAAAAGUCAUCAAAAAGGAUUCAUCUUCAGUUCGUUCUGCUUAGUAGAUGAAACUAGCAACCUUAUAAAAUAGGUGACAAUAGGUUGAAAAUCUGAUGUUAGUAGCGACUCUUAAGUCGAUGUUAAAAGAUAAAUUUAGUGCUCAAAGGGCAACAUGAUUCACUGCUCGAUAAGAACGUGUGGUUCUUGCCAGUUCAAUGGACACAGACCAACCAUUGAACUGUCAUUUAAGUCCAUUGAACUGGCAAGAACCCCACGUUCUUAUCGAGCAGUGAAUCAUGUUGCCCUUUGAGCACUAAAUUUAUCUUUUAACAUCGGCUUAGAGUCGCUACUAACAUCAGAUUUUCAACAUGUAAAUCAUAUUUCUCGAUGUCACCUAUUUUAUAAGGUUGUUAGUUUCAUCUACUAAGCAGAACGCACUGAAGAUGAUCUGAUCUAGAUCGAAAACGUUUUGCGAAUCCUUUUGGAUGACUUUUUAAUAGUUUUUCAAUAAACUUUUUAUACCAUUGUACAAACGAAGUUUUUACUUGUUCCGUAUGAUACUUAAUUUUAAGUUGUAAAGAUGUGAUAUUUUAAAUUAUGUACAAAUUGGCUUUUAUAGACGAACUAUUUUAAAUUACCCUCGUUAUUUUCGACUGAAUUCUUUAUUUGUUAAAAUUACUUAAAGGUGAUUCGCAUUUUACGAAACGUAAACGUCCCGUCACGGACCGGCAACGUCCCGUCAAAAUAUUGUUUCAAAGAAACGUGAGAGCGGGACGUCCCGUAACGCUGCCGACAUAUGAGAACAUCGUGGCUUAAAAUACACUAUAGAAUAUUUUGACGGGACGUUGCCGGUCCGUGACGGGACGUUGACGUUCAGUAAAAUGCGAAUCGACCUUUACUUUAAAUUUUUAUGUAUUACGUUCAUAGACAUAAUAAGAAUAGACUAGGUAUAGUAGGCUAAAUAGUGUAACGUGGAGCAGUCGGUAGGUGGUCUAUUUAUCUCUCUUUUUUGCGCGAUCCCACGCAUGUGACAGAUAAAGAUGGAAAUCCACGAGGAAGAAUUUCCUGUUGCUGGCUGUAUACCAUUAAUUACAAGUAAAAUUUAAUAAAAAAAUUUUUGUCUUGGUAAAAAGCCCCUAUAGGGCUACAAACAUAGAAACAAAACGUUUUCGCUCUGUAACAAGAGUAUCAUCAGUGUUACAAGAACAUGGUGAGCCAACCAAAAAAUACAAAAGUCAAAGCCUUUCAAAAACAGACUAAAAGGCUCAUAUAGAUGCAAACAUGUCAAAAUCCAAAUGAUGGAUAUAGUUCCUAUGGCUUCGGCCCUAAGGCAACAUAUGACUCCCACACGUGGUAAGUGGGUCAAUAGGUAACAAUUAGGUCAUUAUGUUACAAGCGGGUCAGUUGCCUGUCACCUCUUGUAACAUAAUGACCUAAUUGUUACCUAUUGACCCACUUACCACGUGUGGGAGUCAUAUGUUGCCCUAGGGCCGUAGCCAUAGGAAUUACAUCCAUCCUUUGGAUUUUGACAUGUUUUUGAAAGGCUUUGUAUUUUUUGGUUGGCUCACCAUGUUCUUGUAACACUGAUGAUGCUCUUGUUACAGAGCGAAAACGUUUUGUCUCUAUGUUUGUAGCCCUAUAAUAGGGGCUUUUUAAACUAAGACAAAAUUUUUUUUAUUAAAUUUUACAGAUAAAGAUGGCUAGACCAGUCAAAGUGAAUAUUAACCAAUGGCGUCCUUGAUAUUGGCGUUACAACUCGAUGCACAGGGCGGCCCAUACCUUACCUUGUCUAUUCUUAUUAUGUCUAUGAUUACGUUUUUUGUUACAGUAGGUUACAGCUGUUGAUGUUACAAAACAAUUUAUCAAUUUUUUUUUGCCACACUCUAGCCAGAUUAUUCAACACUUUAAUGCACUCUAUUUUGAUGUCACCCAGUUUUCACACGAACUGUUUAUCUCAGCUAUAAUCAGAAAAUAUUGUACACUCAAGUUGGACUUUUAUUAAAUAAAUUUCACAGAAACUGAAUUGUAACAUUUUAGUUAAAUUAGUUUUAUUAGUAGACUUAUAAAUCAUAUUAUACAGUGUGACCCAUUUAGAUUGGAAACACCUGUAUAAAAUUUAAAGUUGUUAACCGAUUUUAACCAAAUUUUUUUUAAUGUCAUGUAAUAAAAGGUCUAUUGCGGGACAAAAUAUGAAAUAUUUAGUUAAAUUUUCAGGGCAUUCUACGGUACUUUUUCUUCGUCGAAAAUGAAGAAUUUGUAUUAGCGAUUUUUUUAUUAAAAAAAUUUCUACGCCACUGGAUUUAGAGUGGCUUCAAAUAGCUAUGACAAAAAUUGCAUUAAAAUAUAUUUAUUAAUAACGAAGUUAUGACAACUUAAAAUUUUAAAACUCACUAAGCUACGAGUCAAAAAAGAACACCCUGUAUCAACAGAUAACCAUAAAACUAAUUAUUUUUCAAAUAAUUUUAAUAAUAAACCACUACUAGACAAAAAAAUGUUUAAAAUAAAUUUAAAAUGAAAUUUUUGUCAUAGCUAUUUGAAGCCACUCUAAAUCCAGUGGCGUAGAAAUUUUUUUAAUAAAAAAAUCGCUAAUACAAACUCUCCAUUUUCGACGAAGAAAAAGUAUCUUGUUAAUUAUUAAUAUUAAAAUUAUUUGAAAAAUAAUUAGUUUUAUGGUUAUCUGUUGAUACAGGGUGUUCUUUUUUGACUCGUAGCUUAGUGAGUUUUAAAAUUUUAAGUUGUCAUAACUUCGUUAUUAAUAAAUAUAUUUUAAUGAAAUUUUUGUCAUAGCUAUUUGAAGCCACUCUAAAUCCAGUGGCGUAGAAAUUUUUUUAAUAAAAAAAUCGCUAAUACAGAUUCUCCAUUUUCGACGAAGAAAAAGUAUCGUAGAAUGCCCUGAAAAUUUAACUAAAUAUUUCAUAUUUUGUCCCCGCAAUAGACCUUUUAUUACAUGACAUUAAAAAAAAUUUGGUUAAAAUCGGUUAACAACUUCCAAUUUUAUAGAGGUGUUUCCAAUCUAAAUGGGUCACACUGUAUAAUAUUAAGGUUUUAUUUUUAAUUUAUUUGCAGUAUUUUAACACUAACAGUAAAAACACAAUAAUUUAUAACAUUUUAUUUACUUCACGCAGCAAAUGUAUUUAUUAGACUAAUCACUACAAUUAUGUCUCCCUUUUUUAUAUUUUGUUAACAACUCUUAGCCUAGAUUCCAAUAGAAAUUUAUUGAUAAUGUUUUUAAACACAAUUGAACGUAUGUAUACUUAUUAUUUUAUUAAAAAUGUUUGUAACACUUUUUAAAA
Messenger RNA from Diabrotica virgifera virgifera (western corn rootworm), 5142 nucleotides. It is a transcript of the gene phr, whose product is annotated as deoxyribodipyrimidine photo-lyase. Gene Ontology annotation, molecular function: deoxyribodipyrimidine photo-lyase activity. Gene Ontology annotation, biological process: photoreactive repair. The coding region runs from base 112 to 1689 and encodes 525 amino acids. The transcript is spliced from 6 exons. The record is from RefSeq and is a predicted model, not a curated record. NCBI's taxonomy places the organism in Eukaryota, Metazoa, Arthropoda, Insecta, Coleoptera, Chrysomelidae.